This is a messenger RNA of Eucalyptus grandis, 2160 nucleotides long. RefSeq names its product BTB/POZ domain-containing protein At1g63850. The transcript is spliced from 4 exons. Gene Ontology annotation, molecular function: protein binding. The record is from RefSeq and is a predicted model, not a curated record. Lineage: Eukaryota; Viridiplantae; Streptophyta; Magnoliopsida; Myrtales; Myrtaceae. Bases 147 to 1718 code for a protein of 523 amino acids.
CGGGCCCGCCGGUCGUCUCUUCUCCCGACGGCGACGACUCCUGGUGCCGCCACGCCUCCAGGCCGCCGCGGCCCGACCCGGCCCACGCCCUCCCCCCCGGCUCGCCCUUCCGCAUCAGGUUCUCGCCCGGGGGCCUGUCGCCGGUCAUGGACUUCGCGGGGGCCGCCUCAGUCAACGGCCACUCUCCUGGCGACGACGCCUUCGCGUCCGGGGGGUUCACGAAGUUCAACUCCGUGCUCACCGCCGGUCUCCUGAACCCAAUGUCGCCUCCUCCGCCUCCGGCGGCGGGGAAGGCCCGAUCCAGCCCGACCCUCUUCGAGAUGAUGGCCAGCGAGCCCGGCAUGAUCCACCCGAGGACGCAGAUGCAAAUCCCGGUUCAGGGGUCGAGCGCGAGACACCCCUUGCCCGUUCUCGACAGGCAAGCCCUGACCUUGCAGCGAAUAUCGGAGGUCCUGGCCUCGAGGAGUCCGGGGAGUCUCUUCAACGACUCUGCCUCGAGCGACAUGAAGCUAAUAUUGAGCUCUAAGGAUGGGGCUAUAAGCGUUUCUAUGAAUGUGCAUAGGGAAAUACUUGCGGCGCAUAGCCAGUUUUUCGCUGAGAAGCUGUCGGAUCAGUGGAUGAGGCAGCAACAGCGGACGGCGGCGGCGCCCAUAGUGGAGAUAGCGGACUGCGAUGAUGUGGAGGUGUAUGUGGAGACGUUGAGGUUAAUGUAUUGUGAGGAUCUGAGGAGGAGGCUCAUGAAAGAGGAUGUGAGCAGAGUUCUUGGUAUUUUGAAGGUUUCAGCAGCAAUUGUUUUUGAUGCUGGGGUGUUAUCUUGUUUGGAGUACUUAGAAGCUGCUCCAUGGGCUGAGGAUGAAGAAGAGAAGGUGGCUUCUCUUUUAUCAAAUCUUAGGUUUGAUGAAGCCGCGACUGGUGAAGUUCUGAAGAGGGUCUCUAUGGAAGCUAGUAAUGGAGUAGUUGCAGGAAACGACAAUGAGGAAGUGUUGGUUAAGCUUUUACAGGUGGUCCUUGAAGGAAAGGAUGAAAAGGCAAGGCGGGAUAUGAAAGGGCUAGUGGCUAAGAUGCUUCGAGAGAACUCGUCUCAGAGUGAUAUUCGGAAAGAGUCCUUGUAUGCUGCAUGUGAUGGGUGCUUGCAAUCGCUUCGUGAUCAUUUUUUGCUAGCUGCAGAAUCAGAGUUGAAAGAUGCAGCUCAGAUUGCACGGCAGGCCAGUAAUUUGCAGUGGCUUUUGGAUAUCUUGAUCGAUAGACAGAUUGCCGAAGACUUCCUAGCAUCUUGGGCUUCUGAGUCUGAGAUGUCCGAUGCACACCCUAAAGUUCCAGCAGUUCACAGAUUCGAAGUUAGCAGAGUUACAGCACGGUUGUUUGUGGGGAUCGGGAAAGGGCAGCUUUUGGCUUCAAAAGAUGCAAGGUGCCUGUUAUUGCAGACAUGGUUGGUGCCAUUCUACAAUGAUUUUGGGUGGAUGAGGAGGGCGUCCAAGGGUCUUGAUAGGCAUUUAAUUGAAGAUGGGCUUAGCAAUACGAUUCUCACACUGCCUCUACCCUGGCAACAGGAAAUAAUGCUUGCUUGGUUCGACAGAUUCUUGAAUUCAAGUGAAGAUUGUCCAAACAUCCAAAGAGGUUUUGAAGUUUGGUGGCGAAGGGCUUUCUGGAGGAGAAAUGGUGACCACCAGCAGCCACGGUUGCUACAGAUUACUGCAGGAAGUGCUGAGAAUUCAUAAAUCAUUUAUCUUGAUCGAACACUCCUUCGCAAUAGAGACAGAGUCUGAGAUCGGAGCGCCAAGUCGAUACAUUUCCCUAGUUAUUGUGAACUCUGCUAGAGUUCCAAGGAGUGGAUCGCACAACUAGAUAUCUGAACAUCAAUUGCACGACCUUUGAGGCUGUAAAUGGGGUUGCAGGGUUCUCGAAGGCGGGAUAAUUGGUUCGGUACACUUUUAGAUGAGGUUAGGGAACAUUGCUCUCUCCUGGCUUGGGAUAUGUUGACCAGCGAGUGUAAGCUGGUUGCCAAGCAAUGUUCAGGAUAUUCGUUCUCAUACAUGGUUUCAGAGUGUAGAUAGCGGAAUCUAAUCCCUGGGUGAUAUAUGUAACAUUUGUUCCGCAAUAUGGAGUUAUUUGUUUGUCUGGGAUAUCUGAGUUUCUCUGGAAAAUUAUGCCGUUGGCUCC